Limulus polyphemus (Atlantic horseshoe crab) is the source of this 3573-nucleotide messenger RNA. It is a transcript of the gene xit, whose product is annotated as probable dolichyl pyrophosphate Glc1Man9GlcNAc2 alpha-1,3-glucosyltransferase. The transcript has 12 exons. NCBI's taxonomy places the organism in Eukaryota, Metazoa, Arthropoda, Merostomata, Xiphosura, Limulidae. Bases 70 to 1653 code for a protein of 527 amino acids. Gene Ontology annotation, biological process: protein N-linked glycosylation. Gene Ontology annotation, molecular function: dolichyl pyrophosphate Glc1Man9GlcNAc2 alpha-1,3-glucosyltransferase activity. Gene Ontology annotation, cellular component: endoplasmic reticulum membrane. The record is from RefSeq and is a predicted model, not a curated record.
ACUAUAUUUUGCUUUUCACAGAUUGUUUAUUUCAGUCACAAAGGUUUAAACUUGGCUGCUGCAGACAAAAUGGCGAUGCCGGUGACUACAUAUUUGUCUGUUGUAUUAUCUGUCACUUGUAUAAAAUUCUUGUUCCUUCCUACUUACCGGUCAACUGAUUUCGAAGUUCAUCGAAACUGGUUAGCCGUAACGCACAGUCUUCCUUUUUCAAAAUGGUAUUAUGAGUCUACCUCUGAAUGGACAUUGGACUAUCCACCCCUCUUUGCGUGGUUUGAAUAUGUACUUUCACAUGCUGCAAGGUGGUUUGACACAGCCAUGUUAGAAAUCACAAAUAUGAACUAUGCAAGUCAGAUGACUAUUUUUUAUCAACGAUUAACUGUGAUAGUUGCAGAUAUGGUUUUGGUUUUUGCAGUGAGAGAGUGGUGCAAUCUGGUGACAGCUCGUGUUAAAAGAGAAGAGCUAAAAGAUCAGUGGUAUCAUCCUGGUGUUAUACUUUCAAUGUUGCUACUGUGGAAUCCUGGACUUCUCAUUGUGGAUCACAUACACUUUCAGUACAAUGGAUUUCUCUAUGGAAUCUUGCUGCUUUCCAUUGUUCGUAUAAUUCAGGAUCGAUGUGUAGAAGGAGCUUUUUGGUUUGCCAUCUUGUUAAACUUGAAACACAUAUAUUUGUAUGUUGCUCCUGCUUAUUUUGUAUACCUUCUACGAAGCUACUGCUUCAUUCGGGAGACUAAAGGGUUUAGGAUUUCACUGCUAAACUUCAUUAAACUUGCUUUAGUUGUGAUUUUAGUAUUUGGAGUAUCAUUUGGACCAUUUAUUUACUUGGGACAGCUUCCUCAAGUGUUAUCUCGACUUUUCCCUUUCAAGCGAGGCUUGAGUCAUGCAUAUUGGGCUCCUAAUUUCUGGGCCUUGUAUAACAUUGCUGACAAAGCAGCAUAUAUUGGAGCAGUAAGACUGAAUCUUCAAACAGAAAACUUGAACCAAAGUGCAUCAAUGACAGGAGGUCUUGUCCAGGAAUAUGAGCAUGUGAUUUUACCAUCCAUUGCACCUACUACAACUAUGGUGUUAACUAUUCUUUCAAUCCUUCCAGCCUUGUGGAACCUGUGGCAAAAACCAGGUAACCCCUGGUUAUUUCUACGUUCUGUGAUAUUGUGUGCUUUUGGAUCAUUUUUGUAUGGAUGGCAUGUUCAUGAGAAAGCUAUACUGCUAGUUCUUCUGCCAUUGACGCCACUGAGUUUACUGUGGAUGGCAGAUGCUCAAAUUUUUGCCUUUCUCACCCCAGUGGCACUUUUUUCUUUGUUCCCAUUGUUGCAUGAGGAGGCAGAGACUCCCGGCAAGAUAUUACUACUAUUAAUGUACUCUGUGUACAAUUUUCGUAGUCUUACAAGGUAUUUCAGGAAUCAGUGGCCAGUACUGAAACCAGCCCUUCUGAAGAAAUUUGAAGCAGUUUAUCUUUUGGGACUUGUUUUUUUGCAACUUUAUUGCAGUUUUGGCCAUACUUUUCUAGGAUUGGACAAACGACUGCCUUUUCUGCCACUGCUUUUAAUUUCAACAUAUUGUGCUCUUGGGAUCCUUUAUGCUUGGUUACGUUUUUAUGGGUCACUCUUAUACAACCAAAGAGAGCUUUGUGUGAUGAAUGUUAAGAAACAACAAUAAAAGUAAAUAUUUCUACAAUUUCAGUACUGGUGCUAUGAGUUUAUAGUCUUUGUUUUUAUGGCAUGGUUUUUAUUUUUUAUGAGAUUUGUAACCUCUGAAGUACAAAGUCAUAAAGGAUUAAUCAGGAGUUUCAUUUCAGUACACAUUAACAUUUGUUUGAUAUAAGAUAAAUACGUUUUUUUUUUUUAGUUUUAGUUUUUUCAGAUGUAUUUUGAUGGUUUUCUUUCUAUCUUUAAGCUCAAACCAUGAAAUACUGUUCUCAAAGAAUCAUCUUAAUUGAUCAGUCAUAUAUUUUGGUUUAGUGUGAUUAUCUUGUUUAACUAGGAACACAUUUGUAAACAUUUAUACAUGAUUCUUUGAAGGUAUUGUGAAGGUGAAACCUUCUUUAAAUGUUGUGUCCAAAUAGCAAAUUUAUUUUCAAAUAGUGUUGGACAUUUAUAGACAAAUGACCAUUGUGUCAUAAAAAUAAAAUUUAAAUUAUACAAACGAAAUAUUGCCAAAAAUUUAAAAUAUAGUUAUAUGAUGUAAACAUGGUUUAAUUAUCUUAAAUUUGGUUUGACAUUGUUUUGAGCUUGCAUAUUUAGUAAAUGUAAGUUAACCCAUGUGUAUAAGUAACAGUUUACUGCUUUACCCACAAAACAAUACUGUAAUUUCAGGUUCUGUCUUAGGUAAUCUGAGGGCUAAAACAAGAACUUCAUGCAGAAUAAAAUUUUACAAUUAUGCAAUAAUGAUACCUCUAUUGUUGUGAAGCCAUUUAGUUUUUGCCACAUUCUAAGAUACAUUUUUAUGUCUCUUAUGAAGCCCUAGUAAAUUUAUAGGUGUAGUUAUUGAUUUUCAAAAGUUAGUUUUAUAACGGAAAUAUCCAAAAAUCUGACAGUAUUAUUACAAAAAAACUGGAGUGCCAAGACAAGUAUACUUUAUUUUUCAUACUGAGUUAAAUGUUUAGUGUCAAUAAUACUGUGUCCUACCUGCAACUCCUAAUUUUAUAUAGAUUAUUAAAUCUGAAAAGAAACCUUGUUAGAUAUAUCAUUAUCACUUAUGAAAAUUUUUCUUCUUAGGCAAGAGUCAUUUACAUUCUUAGUUACUUAUAGUUACGUACAUAUUCUGAAUAGCUUUGUCUGUAUAUCUGAAAAUUAAUCAGUACAUGUAAGCAAGUUCUUUUGUAAGCAGUUAGAAAAUUCACAAUUUUUGUCACUUUCAGUUUUGCUGAUAGUAAUAAUUAAUAUGAUGUAUUAUUUCUUCCCCUAACUUUCGAUAAGUGUAUUUUAUGUUUUCAGCUAUGGUCAUUUUCAUUUAUUUUUCAUAAAAAUUCAAAUUACUUCCUGAAAGUAUGAGCAUGUUCUUAAUAAUUGAGUAUCUUUCAAAUUGGGAAAACCAGUUUUAUAGUUAUUUAUCCAGUUAAGUAUGGAAUAAAAUCUCUUAAAGAGAAAUGGUGUUUGUAUUUAUGUUAGUAUUUGAUGCCUUUUUUUUGUAGGUUGUAUUGCAAAAAAUAAUAUAUUGCAUUAUACUACACAUCUUGUUACCAUGCUUUAUAUAUGCUAUUAAUCAUAUUUGAAUUUAAGAUUUGUGUUUUUGUAAAGUUUUGCACUAUUUGCUAUGAUGAAUUAUAGAAAAUAUAUAAGAUUCUAGUAAUCAUAUGUAAGAUUAUACUUUAAACACAAAGAGCCAAAAACCAAUUGUAGAAGUAACAUUUCUUGUAUAUUCUUCUUUUCUUUUUUUUGCAAUAUCAUUAACAUAUUUAGAGGUAUAAUUUCUACUUAUCAAAGAUAUUCAACAAACAACAGUUAUUUAAUUUUAAGUAUGAGCUCUAAUGCAAUUUGCUGCUUUCUUUGCUUUUGUGUUCGAAAAUACUCUGGUCUGUUUCAAUCUAUUUGUUGUGAAUGAUAUUUAUCAAAUAAAGUACUGAACUGAUUAAAAAAA